Messenger RNA from Mycena indigotica, 453 nucleotides. RefSeq lists its product as uncharacterized. Bases 34 to 453 code for a protein of 139 amino acids. The record is from RefSeq and is a predicted model, not a curated record. NCBI's taxonomy places the organism in Eukaryota, Fungi, Basidiomycota, Agaricomycetes, Agaricales, Mycenaceae. The transcript is spliced from 3 exons.
CUCAUUAUAGUCAUCCGAAUCGGAACUGUUGGGAUGUUGAAGACAAGCAAGCAGUUCACGCACGGACCCACAAAUCACAGCAUUCAGGUGUCUGAUGGAUACACAAUUUCCAUUCAUGGGCUCAAAAUGACUCUACUGUGGGGUCCUCAUGCCGCGGGCCAAAAGCACCUUCUGGGAGGACAUAUAUCCGACGCAGCUGAAUUGAACGUCUGGAGCGUCAACAUGUCGAGCAACAGCAAAGGCACCAAAUCCGCCACUGGCAGCCAUACUCAGAACACAACAGGAAGCCAUAAGGCGGGCACUGCGGAUGGCAUUGGACCCCAACCCACUAUACAACAUAUUGCCCCGACUCAGAGCACCCAAGCUACCCGCGGCCAACAGUUGAGGCGGGAAGGUGCGAUAGCAGACAUCGCCGCGCAAGGCAAAUCGGAUACGAAGCCCCCGAGCUUGUAG